Telopea speciosissima is the source of this 1335-nucleotide messenger RNA. RefSeq names its product probable polygalacturonase At3g15720. The transcript has 10 exons. The coding region runs from base 1 to 1335 and encodes 444 amino acids. Gene Ontology annotation, molecular function: polygalacturonase activity. The record is from RefSeq and is a predicted model, not a curated record. Lineage: Eukaryota; Viridiplantae; Streptophyta; Magnoliopsida; Proteales; Proteaceae. Gene Ontology annotation, biological process: carbohydrate metabolic process.
AUGGGUUCGCUGGGUACUCCAAGAGACAUGCAUGACUAUGUAGUGGCGUCUCGUUAUUUGGGCGUUUCUAUUCUCUCUUUUUUGUUUUGUUUGGCUUCAAUAUUUGCAUGGGCUUCUUCAAGAUAUGUCCCUUCAGUGAAGAUUUUUGAUGUCAUGGACUUUGGAGCAGUUGGAGAUGGCAAAACUGAUGACUCUCUGGCAUUCUUGAAAGCAUGGGCUAGGGCUUGUAAAAGUACUGCACGUUCCACCUUAAGCAUUCCAGACAAGACCUUCUUGUUGAACCCAUUGAAAUUUUUUGGUCCAUGCAAAUCAUCUAAUAUUACUGUCCAGAUUUCAGGAAAGCUAACAGCUCCAAGUGAUAUAUCAGAAUGGAAAGUUUCUGAAAGAGAUUUCUGGAUUCAAUUUGGUUUUAUUUAUGGACUAACAAUCACUGGAUCAGGAUCUGCCCAGAUUGAUGGACGUGGUUUGUCCUGGUGGAAUUGCAAAAAUGAUAAAAAGUGCUUGAAAGUGCCCAAUUUUUACCCUAACUUUUCUGAUCUGUUACUGCAGACAUUGGUAAUCAACAAUACAAUUGGUCUUCGAAUGAAUGGUUUGAAAUUCAUUGACAGCCCAAGAAUGCAUUUGGUAAUUGGACACUCUAGUUGGGUUCAGGUUUCACAAUUGUAUAUUGUAGCACCUGAGGACAGUCCAAACACAGAUGGUAUACAUGUAACUCAUAGUAAACAUGUUGAGAUCACAGACUCAAUCAUAGGAACUGGAGAUGAUUGUAUUUCAAUUGAAACCAGAAGCAUCGACGUGAAUAUUAGUCGAAUUAAAUGUGGCCCGGGACAUGGCAUAAGUAUUGGAAGCUUAGGGGAUGAUGUAGCAAAAGCAAUAGUUGAAAAAAUUCAUGUCUCGAAUUGUCAGUUCGUUGGGACGAUGAACGGGGCACGGAUAAAGACAUGGCAGGGUGGAACUGGUUUUGCUAGAGGGAUCACAUUUGUGGACUUCACUAUGACUGCAGUUGACCAUCCUAUUGUCAUUGAUCAGUACUACUGUAAUGGUGGACACAAUUGCACAAACCAAUGUGUUGGUGAUCUUCAACAAAUUCUUAUCACGAAUGCAAAGACAUUGGCUGUUCAAGUAAGCAAUGUUAUGUUCUCCAGGAUAAAAGGGUCUUCCACAAGAAAAGUCGCCAUUGAUCUUGCAUGUAGUGAGACUGUUCCUUGCACAAACAUCUAUUUAGAGGAUAUUGUUCUGAGAAGUACCACUCCAGGAAAUGAGACAACUGCUUAUUGUGAUUCUGUAUAUGGAACUGCAUCUUCUGUCGAACCAUUUGUCAAAUGCCUAGCAUAG